AUGGAGCCAACUGGCCAAGUAAAUGAACAAGGGCAACUGCCUGCUCGAGGAAGAGGAAGAAGAAGAGGAGGAGGAGUAAGGGUGCGUGGUGGUAGAACAGGGGGAAGAGGCCGAGGAGCACGAAGACACCAUGCUGUCCCGGAUGAAAUUCGGGCCACACUUAUAGACCACGUUAUCAACCAUCGCCUCACAAUGGCGGAGGCAGGUCGCCGAGUGCAGCCUAAUGUGCCACGAUCUACAGUCUCCUCCAUCAUCCAAACCUUUCGCAGGGAAAACAGGAUUGGACGACAACCUCGCACGGGUGGCAGACGAAAACUUCUCAAUGACCAACAAGAACAAGACAUCUGUAACAUGGUGAUGGCAAAUAAUGCCAUCACACUGAGACAGAUCCGCACUGCAAUCAUAGAAGACAAUGCCAUAUUCCAAAAUGUCAACUCUAUAAGCAUCUCCACAAUAGACUGGAUAUUGAAGAAGCAUCAGAUGACCAUGAAGCAACUUUACAGGGUACCAUUUGAGAGGAACUCUGAUAGAGUGAAAGAGCUGCGGCAACCCUAUGUUGCCGACCCGGGCACCCGCGAGUUCCCCGGGAUGGCCCAGCGAGCGGUGGAGGGAGGCCACACGGCCGACAUCAGGCGCCCGGGACAUGCCCGUGGCCAGGACGACGGAGGUCCGAGCGACACGCGACCAUCUGUCAGUCCCUCAGGGGGCAUCAUAGUCUGCUGUGCACGGUCUCAUAGCACUCUCAGCGGGGUCAUGGCAGCAUUGCCAGCCCCCCAGUACCUCCUGCUUUACAUUUCCAUCCUGAGGCAACAGAGCCGUCCCACGAGACACUUGAAGAUGCAGAUCUACAUGUACAACUCAGAUGACUUCGACAGCCUUGGUGCAGCGCUCAGGGAGAAGAGGAUCAUCGCAGCCAUGGCUGUGUUUUUUCAGGUGGGAGGGAAGGACAAUCCUGCUGUCGACCCCAUAAUCCAUGGCCUGAAGGGUGUGGUCCAUCAUGAAAAAGAGACUGUCCUGGAGCCAUUUGUACUGAAGGACCUGCUGCCGUCCUUGCUGGGAAGUUACUAUCGCUACACUGGCUCUCUGACCACUCCACCUUGCAGCAAGGUAGUGGAGUGGAUCAUCUUCAACAGACCCAUCUACGUCUCCUACAAACAGUUGGAGUCUUUCUAUUCGAUCUUCACCACAGAGCAGCAGGACCAUGUUAAGUCGGUGGAGUAUCUGCGCAGCAACUUCAGGCCCAUCCAGAGCUUGGACAACCGCCAUGUCUACAAGUCAGCAGUGAAAGACGCCUGGCUGCCUGACCUGACUGACAGUGGAAGCGGGCCAUAUGGCACAGAGGCUUCCAAAGUCUGCAGCAGUGCUCCCAUCAACAUGAAGGUGCAGCACGUGAACAGCAGCGCUCUAGUGGUGCGAUGGGCUCGUCCUGAGAUCACCUACCACCCGCCCAUCCUCCACUUCCUGGUGUCCUACAGCUGGACGGCCCAUGACGACAGCUACGAGGAGACGCACCUUACCGACGCCAAACACAAACUGGAGGCCGUUAUUUCUCCCGUCUCCCCCGAUGUGCUGUACCUGUUUCGAGUCCAGGCCGUCUGCAUGAAUGACAUGCGCAGUGACUUCAGCCAGAGCAUGCUGUUCAGAGCAAACACCACCAGGAUCUUUGAGGGGACAAGGAUUGUGAAAACUGGAAUGCCUACAGUGUCUCCAGCCUCCUCAGCCGACAUGGCUCCCAUCUCCUCUGGCUCAUCUACCUGGACCUCCUCAGGCAUCCCCUUCUCCUUCGUCUCCAUGGCGACUGGCAUUGGUCCAUCCUCCAGCGGUAGUCAGGCAACAGUGGCGUCUGUGGUGACCAGCACUUUACUGGCCGGCCUGGGCUUUAGCGGUGGUGUCAUCUCCUCCUUCCCUAGCUCUGUUUGGCCAAGCAGAGCACUUACACAUAAUCCCACCUCCACACACCAGACCACCGAACCCACCAAGCCUGCCAAAGACGCAACCACCUCCGCCUCUGCUGUUGUGGCGGCCACAGCCAAAGACAACGGUGAAUCUGGGGGUGAGGACAGAGAGAACAGCAAGGGUCAAGGAGAGGACGGAGAGAGAGAAGGAGAGGAGAAGGAUGAAGAGGAAGAAGAAGAAGAGAAAGAGGAGAAGAAGGAGAAGAAGGGUUCAGGGGGUGUCGGAGGGGCAAGGAGGAAGGACAGCAGCACAGCGAUGAAUGAGCCGCCUUGCGAGACACCGGAUGCCACUGCAAAGGAGAAAAAACAGACUGAACCAGAUCCGACUAACUUGACACCUGGUGUAGAAGACCAACUGUAUACCCAUAAUCCACUUGACUCUAACCCAACUACCACCACAGAGACAACCAAUGAAACGGCAGCAUUUCCUUUUCCCAAGGAUCCAACAGCAACACACAGACCCAGAAGAGAGGGGCACAAGAAGCAUUGGCCCUUCUCCAUUCAUACUGCUCUGAGCUCCAACCCCUCCCAUCUGAGAGAGCUGGACCUGAGCUACAAUCAUCCAGGAGACUCAGGAGUGAAGCAGGCGUUUGCUGGACUGGAGGAUCCACAGUGGAGACUGGACACUCUCAGUCUGCUCGGUUCUGCAGAGGUACAACGGUGCACUGUUGAUAUGAAGAUCACAUCAGAGCACUCCAACCACCCUGACAACAAGCACAAGAACAGAUACAUCAACAUAGUGGCCUAUGACCACAGCAGGGUGAAGCUGAGGCCACUGGCUGGGAAGGACUCCAAACACACUGACUACAUCAAUGCCAACUAUGUGGAUGGUUAUAAUAAGCCUAAAGCCUACAUCGCAGCCCAGGGACCUCUCAAGUCCACUUUUGAAGACUUUUGGCGGAUGGUGUGGGAGCAAAAUGUUGGCAUCAUUGUCAUGAUCACCAACUUAGUGGAGAAAGGCCGGAGAAAAUGUGACCAGUACUGGCCAACAGAGAACAGUGAGGAGUACGGCAACAUGUUGGUCACGCUGAAAAGCACUAAAGUUCAUGCCUGCUACACUGUUCGCCACUUUACACUGCGCAACACUAAAGUCAAAAAGGGUGGGAAGGGGAACCCUAAGGCACGGGCCCAGAGUGAACGGAUGGUGCUCCAAUAUCAUUACACCCAGUGGCCUGACAUGGGUGUUCCCGAGUACACCCUGCCUGUCCUCACCUUCGUCCGAAGGUCCGCAGCCGCCCAGAUGCCUGACAUGGGACCCAUGCUCGUCCAUUGCAGUGCUGGAGUGGGUCGGACAGGGACGUACAUCGUCAUAGACAGCAUGCUGCAGCAGAUCACAGACAAGAGCACAGUUAAUGUACUUGGCUUCCUCAAACACAUACGCACCCAGCGCAACUACCUAGUCCAGACUGAGGAGCAGUACAUCUUCAUCCACGAUGCCUUGAUGGAAGCCAUUUUGGGGAAGGAGACAGAAGUAGCGGCGAGCCAACUUCACAGCUACUUUAACAGCAUCGUGACAUCAGGACACGGCGGCCGGACAUGUCUGGAGAAACAGUUCAAGUUGGUAACACAGUGUAACGGCAGAUUCAUGGAAUGCUUCAACGCUCAGAAGGAGUGCAACAAAGAGAAAAAUCGAAAUUCCUCCGUGGUGCCAUCAGAGCGAGCGAGGGUCGGCCUAGCACCUUUGCCUGGCAUCAAAGGCACCGACUACAUAAACGCCUCUUACAUCAUGGGUUACUACCGGAGUAAUGAGUUCAUCAUUACCCAGCAUCCUUUGCCCCACACCACAAAAGACUUCUGGAGAAUGAUCUGGGACCACAACGCACAAAUUAUUGUUAUGCUGCCUGCCAACCAUGGACUGGCGGAGGAUGAGUUUGCAUACUGGCCCAGUCGGGAGGAGGCCAUGAACUGCGAGGCGUUCACUGUCACCCUCAUCAAUAAAGACCAACUCUGUCUGUCUAACGAGGAGCAGAUCAGCAUCCAUGACUUCAUCCUGGAAGCUACACAGGAUGACUACGUAUUAGAAGUUCGUCACUUUCAGUGCCCCAAGUGGCCGAAUGCCGACGCGCCCAUCAGCAGCACCUUCGAGCUCAUCCGUGUCAUUAAAGAGGAGGCGGCCUCCCGCGAUGGACCCACAAUCGUCCAUGAUGAGUCAGUCUGAUUUUAUCUACUCUUAUAUGUCUCACCGCAUCUUGCAGUUAGAUGGGUUGAUUCCUAGUAGGUACUGCCAAUGUGAAUAGAAUAAUAAUAUAGCUUUAUUUAUAUAGGACUUAUCAAAUGAGUGCUUCACAUAACAAGCAAAUUAAACAAGCACAUAAAAUACAGCAAUAAAAGAAUCAAAGCACAAAACAAACCAUAUACAAAAUACAAACGCAAAACUCCUGAACAGAAUAAAAA
Molecule: messenger RNA, 4349 nt
Organism: Morone saxatilis (striped sea-bass)
Lineage: Eukaryota; Metazoa; Chordata; Actinopteri; Moronidae
Product: receptor-type tyrosine-protein phosphatase gamma-like
Exons: 26
Coding region: 1-4113 (1370 amino acids)
Biological process (GO): protein dephosphorylation
Molecular function (GO): protein binding; protein tyrosine phosphatase activity
Source: RefSeq, a predicted model, not a curated record